AAGCGCACACAGAAGCAGCGACGGGAGAUAACGACAUAAACAGCGCUUUCUAUUCUGGUUUUGGCACACAAAAUAUGACUUAUUAAACGUUCCACAUUCCGGCGCACACGGGGAAUAUGAAGGCGAAAAACCGUGACCAAAGCUUGUCGGACUCCAGGGAGCUGGACGGAUCGUAUGACCAGCUGACGGGUAAUCCCUCCACCAGCCAAAGUAAAAAAACCAUAAAGCAGCGAUUCCUCAAGCUGCUGCCGUGCUGCCAGCCCUCGACUGCCCCCUCAAUCACUCAAAACAGCGUGGAAGAUGACUUUGAGUUAUCUACUGUGUGCCAUCGCCCUGAAAGCAUGGACAAGCUGCAGGAGCAGACCAAGUUCACCAAGAAAGAGCUGCAAGUCCUCUACAGGGGCUUCAAAAAUGAGUGUCCAAGUGGAGUGGUAAAUGAGGAGAACUUUAAGAACAUUUACUCCCAGUUCUUUCCUCAGGGAGAUUCGAGUAUGUAUGCACAUUUCCUGUUUGAAGCCUUCGAUACAAACAAGAAUGGCUCCGUUAGUUUUGAGGACUUUGUAUUUGGCUUAUCUAUCAUCCUGAGAGGGACUGUUAAUGACAGGCUAAACUGGGCCUUCAACCUUUAUGACCUGAACAAGGACGGCUGCAUCACCAAAGAGGAGAUGCUGGACAUCAUGACAUCCAUCUAUGACAUGAUGGGGAAGUACACGUACCCCACCAUGCAGGACGAUGCCCCAAGAGAACAUGUAGAGAGCUUCUUCCAGAAAAUGGACCAGAAUAAAGAUGGAGUGGUCACCAUAGAUGAGUUCAUCGAGUCUUGUAAAAAGGACGACAACAUCAUGCAGUCCAUGCAGCUGUUUGACAACGUCAUCUAGGAAUGCGGAUUUGAAGGGACACUGGCACCAGGGGGGGAGAGUGGAUGUGGAAGUGAAACCGAAGUGGAACAGAUAAAAGAGACUUUGUGAAUGUGUGUGUGUGUUUGUGUGAUCGAAUGACUCGCAAGCUUGUGCUUGUGUCACUGUUGAGAGCCGUGAGUCCUGAGGGCACAGAGAGGUGGUUCCUCCUGGACCCUCAGUGGCAUUUCUCCAAGCAACUGCAGAGUUUCCUCGACUCCCAUCAUCAUCAUGCAGAACCUUAGUCUGAACCCAGAGGCACAGAGAAAUAUCGCUUGCAUUGGGCUCACAGCUGCCGCCACACCUAACAGCACCCCCCAACCCACCUGUUUUAUCUGAACUUUUAUUUAUAACUGAUGGAAGAACUAUCACAGCCCCCGAUGGCUGCUCUCAGAGGGAGGAAGUUGCCCUUAUUCUUGAUUUAAGCUCACUUUCUUCCUGAUGUGGUGACUUGAUUUAUCCUGCCUCCGUGCGUGUGGGAACACCUCCCUGGAGCCGGCCCAUAAAGAUAGAAAUGAGUCUGUGGCCACCUGGUGGACAAAAGAGAAAAAAUACACAUCCUGGGGGAACACCCAACAGUUUGGAGAUGGAAGCGACCCUGUAUGACAGAUGGAGGGUCAAAAGUAUUCUUUUCCAUGAGGAACUGAUUUCAGUAUCGCAUGAUGAUGUCACUAAUAUCUAAUUACGUAUUUACAGAGAUACUCCAAAGUCUGCUCGUCUGUCUGCUGUUCCUAGUCAUUCACAGGUGCCUCACCCUUUGUGUAUGUUUGUGUGUGUGCAUGUGUAAUGGAAAGAGAGGCUGACCAUCUUACCUAUGGGACAAUAUCCAUGUCUAGUCACACUACCACCUCCAUUCAUGGAAUUCUGGUGGAAUAAUUCCUGGCCUUCCAAACUAUUACAGACCUAGCAGUAGUUGUCUGUUGACUGUCGUACUAUUUAUAGCUUUCCCAGUGGUGUGAUAAUUAGCCAGUACAAUAUGGGGAUUGCUUUGUGCUCAAUAAGCUCUUGAUCAAUCAAGCAUCUCUCAAAAUGGGCCACUGUCAUACUGGUUUAUUGAAAUACAAUCAAAGGAAAUUUAUUAGAUCGCAGACUGUACUCGUGAACUUAUUGUAUUCUGAGAUGUCAUGUGGUUGUAGCAGGUUCUACCACUUCAAAAAUGCAUUAAAUUAGGCUAAUCCAGUUUCAAAAAGGCAUAUCAUGUUUGUGUGCAUCAUUAUUGAGGGACAUGGAUUCAUUUUCUUUUCCACUCCUCCCACUUUUUAUUCUUCCUUUCUCUGUAACACCAAAGAGAAAAUAUUAAAGAGGUACAUAAAACCUAUGCUAUGACCUAUAGCCCAGCAGUGGGUGAAGAUAGAGGGAGAUCAUAUGUAUUUAGCUGGAUAAAAGAAGCUAUUUGGUAUGCCUGCACACUGUCCUGACUUACGUGUAACUCUGGGUUUUAAACCUGCAUGUUGAGCUCGGAUGAAUAUUUUAGAAUAAUUUGCAGCCACUCAUUUGCCUCUUUUUACACUGAAACUUCUACUCCAUUUAAGAUGAUGUACCAGAGGCUCUCAAACCUUAAUUAAAUUCAGUGCAGACUAACAUGGAAUAGCAAUAAUGUUCUCUAUCACAGUACCUUUCCACUCAUCCAACCUCUCUUUCCUCUCAGAGCACAGUAUAGGGGUGCAGUAAUGUUCUUUUAAAAAAUAUGCACUUCCAGCCCUGUUUUUUUUCCCCUGUUUAGCAAUUCAAGAUUUGUUCUUUUUUUUUCUUUUAGUUUUUUCCCAGGAGAAAAGUGGUUCGGCUUUGAUUGCCAAGAAUUUUUAAGUCUUGACCACAAGUAAAAACCUGUCUAUACCCGCAUGUACUGUGUUUAGAACAAUGAAAUCCUACUAACCUGUUGUAAUGACUGUCUAAUUAGCUAGCCUC
Molecule: messenger RNA, 2804 nt
Organism: Melanotaenia boesemani (Boeseman's rainbowfish)
Lineage: Eukaryota; Metazoa; Chordata; Actinopteri; Atheriniformes; Melanotaeniidae
Product: Kv channel-interacting protein 2-like
Exons: 10
Coding region: 117-878 (253 amino acids)
Biological process (GO): regulation of potassium ion transmembrane transport
Cellular component (GO): voltage-gated potassium channel complex
Molecular function (GO): calcium ion binding; potassium channel regulator activity
Source: RefSeq, a predicted model, not a curated record